UUUUACUUGUUAACCUCAGCAAAUUAAACUUCCAUCGUUCAUCAGACGGGUAAUCAUCCAAAUUCUGUCGUUAUCAUCCGAAUUCAACACUUAAACAAACCAUGAAGAGCUUCUUCGGAAUUGCGGCCAUUGCCGCAGGUACCCAAGCUCUUGUCACUCGCGGUGGUAGCUGCUGCUUCCAUUUGACCGCUUCGGGGGGUUCAUCUGGCUCUGUGGGACAGCUUAGUGACGGACAGAACCGCAUCGGAGACAACAGUCUGUCUCCUGCAGAAUUUUGUAUCGACUCAGGCUCUAUCACUGAUGGCAGCGGCCGCGGCUGUAUCCUAACACCACCUACUACCCAGUUUCAGUGUGACGUGGGUGCCACUCCCACUGCAGGCUUCUCUAUUAACUCCAUGGGAUUGCUGGAGUUCGACGGCAGCACCAAUUUUGUUGCUUGCGAGACUGGCCAGAACGGAGGUCUCAACAUCUAUACUACCGAAAGCUCCGCUCUCAGCAAUUGCAAGACCAUCCAAUUGACGGCCGACUCGUGCGCCACCCCACCUCAGACCACGACCACUCAAUCCUCAGCUGCAACCACUUCGGCCGCUAAUACUGGCUGUGGCACCACUUUGACCUCGAACAACUUCGAAUUCCCUCACUUGAUCAUCCCCAUUGACUCGUCCUCUCCCAAUACUGCUGCUGGUACCAAGUUCAAUGGCAAAGUGACGUCGUCCGUCUCGAGUAUCUUCAACUUCGACAUCCCCAAGUCGGACUCCGGCAAGACCUGCAGCUUGGUCUUCCUAUUCCCCAGGCAGUCGGACCUUCAGACAUCAUCCUUUACCUUUAGCGGCGAUGGUAAGGUCGAUUUUGCUGAGCUGUCAAGCGCUGCCACUACUUCUACCACCUUCAACAAUGCUCCUUCGGUCUCCGAGGAUCUUGGCACAAUUACCGUCUCGCCAGGCAACUCAUUCGUUGUCUCCACCUUUUCUUGCCCUGCGGGCAAGACUGUCGCCUUUGAGAUGAAGAAUGCUGGGAGCACUAAUUUUGAGUUCUUCCAAGACUUCAAUCCCUCUCCUAUCGGCCUCUUUAUUACAGUUUGCUAAAGCAAACACCCGAUGUAAUAUGAAAAGCAUACCAAGAUUAUGCAUGUAUUUGUUGAUUUAUAUCUUUCUUUUCAUGAAAAAAAAAGAAAAAGAAAAAGAAACAACUCAUGGUGCAAUAAUUCGAUAUGCUUACUCCGGUCAGGUUCCACUGCCCCGUUGGUCGAUUUUUUAGUUGGUGAUUUGAUCCAAUCUCCUCGAAUCUCAUGUACUUUAUCUGUGAAUCAGCUUUUUGAAAGCAAAGGAUGCUGUCUCCUUAUAUGUAAUAUCAGUGAUGCCCUACGCUAGUG
Penicillium brasilianum is the source of this 1372-nucleotide messenger RNA. The record is from the annotation of a GenBank genome assembly. NCBI's taxonomy places the organism in Eukaryota, Fungi, Ascomycota, Eurotiomycetes, Eurotiales, Aspergillaceae.